AAGACGUUGAUCCGGAAGAUUUAAUUCUUUGUGGCAGUAAUGAUAAUGCCAAAAAUAAUGAGGAGCAAAGCCUAAAUGACAAAUCAUAUGAACAAUAUCUCAAAUCCUGUGUUGCAACGAACUCUCUAAGUCUUAAAAUCAACGUUUAUACUGUACAGAAACCAUAUUCGGAAUGGACUUUCAACGCUGUUAGCGAUAUAUUCGAACUGCCAACUCAUUACACGGAUAUUCCUAAAUUCACCUGCGGUACCGAUAAGCUUGAAGAUGAAAAGUCCCAAAAGUUGUUGUUGCAUCUUAUCGAAGAUCUAAAGAUCCGUCGAUCAACAAUCCACGGUGUUUCAGAAGCAUAUAAUAGCAAAUUUGUGUUACCAUUUCUUGCGAUGGCAAGUUCCGUGUGUGGUGCGAAGGUUAAAAUAUAUCCAGAAGAAUAUAUCCAAGGGAAAUACGGUCGUGGACCAGUGGAUUUUUGUAUGAUAUUGGAACAAAUAAUCAUUA
This is a messenger RNA of Racocetra fulgida, 495 nucleotides long. Lineage: Eukaryota; Fungi; Glomeromycota; Glomeromycetes; Diversisporales; Gigasporaceae. The record is from the annotation of a GenBank genome assembly.